AUAAAGCAGGCAAUGCUAUAACACAAAGAAAUAAAGUAAUUUAUAACUAUAACUGUGCUAAUAUAGUGCUGCUUUUUCCCAUAUGGAGUAAGGACUAAACUGAGCAUGUACAGCAUGAUUUAGGUGAUUCAUAUUAAGAAUGGAGAAAUUGUUUCUACCCCAGGACCAGAGGGCUCUACAAUGAGUGACUUAAACUGCUAAGAAGAUCAUUGGAACCCAUCUCCUUAACAUUAGUGAUAUAUGUGAGGUGAGGUGCCUGGGAUAGCCUAAAGGACAGUACCCACCCCAGCCACAGUCUGUUCACCCUGCUGCUGUCUGGAAAAAGAUACUGAAUCUGCUGUCACACCACCAGACUGCAGAGCAGCUUUCCCCCCAGGCUAAGAGACUUUUAAAUUCAAAUUCAAAUUCAAAUUCAUCCUCAGAGUCAGCACAGCACCAAAACAGUUUUUUUUCCUGUAAGCUGUUUGAUCUUCUUUUUUUUUUUGCACACAUCCUGUGCCUGUAGCAUAAACGGAACUACAAACUGCAUCACAUUUUACACCCCUGUUGCAGGUUGUAUGAUGAAUAAAUUUACCUUGUAGUCUACCCGUGUGGUUUUUGCAUUCUGACAAUACUGUAUGUUUUUCUCUUACGCACUUGUCACUUACAAAAACAUGAUGAUGCUAUGGUGUGAUCCAACAGAAAAGAAAAGGCUGGACGGUACCGAGCACGUGAUCGUCACGUCAUAACCCGUAAUGACGUGUGCGGCGUUAAAUGAAUGAAGCAGGGGGAGCAUCGCACGAGGGUGGGCUCAGAAACAGUGAGGGCGCUGAGAGAGGCACCUUGAUGCUGUGAAAAGGCGUUUUCUUCUGACGCUGAACGUUUUACGAUAUUGAGAGUAAUAUAUAGGCUAUAUAUUUUUAAUUAGGCUACUUCAUCGUCUUGAAAGCACAAUGGCACGAGGAGAAGGCGCCGAGCAGUACGCGGCGAGUUUGUUAUCAGCCAAAGCUAUUAAUACAGAGAUCAAGACAGCAAAGCCGAAGCACCUGAGUAUUCGUCUGUCUGUAUGGAGCAAACUGUGUUAUGCCAUCGGUGGGGCUCCAUACCAGAUCACAGGCAGUGCUCUGGCAUUCUUCCUCCAGAUCUACCUGCUGGAUGUGGCUCAGCUGGACCCCUCCCAUGCCUCUAUCAUCCUGUUUGUGGGCCGGGCCUGGGACGCAGUCACAGACCCGAUAGUGGGUUUCCUAGUGAGCCGGAGUAGAUGGACCAGCAUUGGCCGCAUGAUGCCCUGGAUAAUUUUCUCUACUCCGUUUGCGGUGCUGACUUACUUCCUGAUCUGGUACGUGCCUCCUUUUGAGCAGGGGAAGGUCUUCUGGUACCUGAUCUUUUACUGCCUCUUCCAGUCAAUGCAGACGUGCUUCCAUGUACCAUAUUCAGCCUUCACCAUGUUCAUCAGCAAUGACCAGAAAGAGAGGGACUCUGCCACUGCUUAUCGUAUGAUGGUGGAGGUGCUGGGCACAGUUCUGGGCACCGCAAUCCAGGGACAGAUAGUUGGUGGCACCACAAAUUGUCCCGCAGAGCCUGAUAGCAAUAACUCAACCACAGUCAACAUGUCCAGUGUUGCACUGGAUGAGACGAAACAAGCGUACUUGGUUGCUUCCGGGGUCAUCUGCAUCAUCUAUGUCCUCUGUGCCGCAAUCUUGUUUUUUGGUGUGAAGGAGCAAAAAGAGAGCGGGCGAAGAAAAUCCCAGGUCCUCACCUUCCGUCAGGGCCUAUGGCUGGUGAUGAGCCACGGACCGUACAUCAAACUGGUCAUCGGCUUCCUCUUCACCUCUCUGGCCUUCAUGCUACUGGAGGGAAACUUUGCUCUUUUCAUCACCUACGCUCUUGGCCAUAGGAAAGACUUCCAGAACAUUCUCUUGGUCAUCAUGCUAUCUGGGACUCUAAGCAUCCCGUGUUGGCAAUGGUUUCUAACCCGGUUUGGAAAGAAGACGGCAGUUUACUUCGGCAUCUCGUGGGCAGUACCCUUCAUGAUCCUAAUCGUUUCUAUCAAGAGCAACCUGAUCAUUUCUUACCUGGUCUCAGUGGCAGCUGGUGUGAGCGUGGCGGCAGCUUUCCUCCUGCCUUGGUCAAUGCUUCCUGACGUAGUGGAUGACUUCAAGGUUAACAAUCCAGACGUCCACGGCCACGAGGCCCUUUUCUACUCCUUCUAUGUGUUCUUCGUCAAGUUUGCCUCUGGCAUAUCGCUGGGUGUCUCUACACUCAGUUUGAAAUUUGCCGGCUAUGUGACCGGGAGCUGCUCACAACCCGAGACGGUCAGUUCAACCCUGAAGGUGCUGGUCUCCCCUGUGCCUGUGGUUCUUAUUGGUGUGGGGCUGUUGAUAUUGAAGACCUACCCUAUUGAUGAGGAAAGGAGGCAGGGCAACCAAAAACUACUGCAGGAAAUGCUGGACUCCGAAGCAGAUUCUGAGUCUGAAACUACAGCGCUUGGGAGCAACGUGUAGUGGCAGAGGGCGAGCCAGCCACCACAGCUGCUCUUCGUGUUUGCACAGGCCAUCAAGGGACGAGACCACAGACCACCUCUGCUGCCUUCACACCAUGAGCAUUAACCAGCUCCCUCCAGUGUAUCACACAGGUUUACAUCGCCCUCUAGUGACUGUGUGUGUGUGUGUGUGUGUGUGUGUGUGUGUGUGUCCGUCCUUUACCUGCAGCUGUGUCCCAAUUACACUGCAUCUCCUGAAACUAAAAAAAACAUGCACAAUUUAUUAAACUGCAGUGUAUCAUUUUGUCAGGUAGCUGAAACGCAGAACUGGGAUCUGUCCAUAUCUUAACCUAAAUGGGAAUCCACUACUUACUUGGACAGUGAAAUCUGAUCACCUCAUCAUUUAAACAGAGAGAAACAUGUUUUUCUCUAACUACAAGUGUGUCGCUAAGACUCAUGGGCGCUGUAGUCCUUUAAUCUUGGUGAAGUCAAAGAGAAUGUCAAAUCAAAUGUUUUCCAAAGAUGUUAUACUUUUUUGUUUGAGAUGUUACUGUAGCUUUCAACAAUGUUAUUUACCUUCAAUCGUUGUUAGAAGCUUCUGUUUCUUUUAAGCAUAGCAUUGUUGGAAAGUGGUAUUCAUCAACUCUGCUUGGAAUUGGGAUGCAGCUUGUGAUGUUGCGGCAUUGUUUUUAUGAAGUAUUUGCAGGUUUGGACUGGACUGUGAUGUUACUUUUUGAUGUUUACCAUGUCUUAGGUCAGGCAUGUUUGACUUUCCAUUCAGUGCUCUGAAGGAAAUAAAUAGUAUCAGCCCUUAUUUUUAAAGGGCAUACCAGCACUAUUCCACUAAUUGGAGUUGUAUGAAGCUGUGCUACAAUUUCUACUUUUCAUUAGGUGUUGUGUGCUAUAGAUCACUUCUUAAAAGUGGCACCUUGUGGUGAAUUGUGGUCGAUGUACUGGAUGAAGGCUGACUCACUGCCUAACACACACAUCUUGUAUGAUUAGUUGCGAUGAGAUUAUGUUUAGUUUCCUUUUUGCAACAGAGAAAGGUUUCCCAUCACACCUUUUUGUGCUUUAACAUUUCAGCCAAGCUCUGAGACUUUCUGAAUGUGCUUUCAUAGCAAAGUCAACUCCAGUAUGAAGUAAUUUCAUCUAGCAUGUUCUUUCUUCCCAAGGAAAGAUAAAAUGCUUUAUUUAACUAUUUAUUUAAACCUUCUAAGGGAUUAUGUCUCAUGAAAGCACGUGUAAUAAUUUAAGUAAACAUUUAUUGAUGGAUAUGUGACAGAUGACUGUGAUUUUGAAGUAAAUGUUUGAAAACAUCAAUGGUUGAGGUUUUUUCUUUUUCUAGAAAAAGAAAAUGUCAAAAGCUGCUGUAACGAGUUGCAUACUAUAUAAUAUUGUGACUCUCAAACUGAAGGUCUGCAGGAGACAUCUGUCCUUACUUUAGAUGUCUUGAUUUAACACAUGAUUUUAUAUACUUAUUGGUGAUUAAAUGUCAAUCGGUAAAACUUAAAAUAUUCCUGCAUAUUUUUUAUUUUUAGCAUUUUGAAAUUGCACAGAAUGAACCUAGUGAAGCACAUCGUAACUCUCCAUGGUCUCCUUGGUGUUCAUAUGCUUCUGUGUGUAUAAUAUGUAAAUACUUUUUUUUUUGACCUUGAUGAGCAAUAUGUAAAUCAGUGAAGAGACAAUUGAUAUGCUGUAAAUCUGCCAUUUUAAGUUUGAAUAAAGUUUGCUGAAACAGAGAAACCUG
Molecule: messenger RNA, 4208 nt
Organism: Micropterus salmoides (largemouth bass)
Lineage: Eukaryota; Metazoa; Chordata; Actinopteri; Centrarchiformes; Centrarchidae
Product: sodium-dependent lysophosphatidylcholine symporter 1-B-like
Exons: 14
Coding region: 933-2483 (516 amino acids)
Biological process (GO): carbohydrate transport
Cellular component (GO): membrane
Molecular function (GO): lysophospholipid:sodium symporter activity
Source: RefSeq, a predicted model, not a curated record